AUGACGCCAAAGUCGAGCGGUAAAGCAGCCAAGAAAGCCGGCAAAGCUCAGAAGAAUAUAUCCAAGGGUGACAAGAAGAAGAAGCGCAAGAGGAAGGAGAGCUACGCUAUCUACAUCUACAAAGUCCUGAAGCAGGUCCACCCAGACACCGGUAUUUCGAGCAAAGCUAUGAGCAUCAUGAACAGCUUUGUCAACGAUAUUUUCGAGCGCAUUGCCGCCGAAUCUUCCCGUCUUGCUCAUUACAACAAACGCUCGACGAUCACAUCUCGGGAGAUUCAAACUGCUGUACGGCUUCUGCUUCCUGGAGAACUUGCUAAGCACGCCGUCAGCGAGGGUACCAAAGCUGUCACCAAGUACACCAGCUCUAAAUAAGCUGCUACUACCUCAAUUUGUCUACCAAUCGGCCCUUUUCAGGGCCACCAAUCAUUCUUAAUGCCAAAGUACGAUAUCUCAUAUCU
Molecule: messenger RNA, 458 nt
Organism: Diprion similis
Lineage: Eukaryota; Metazoa; Arthropoda; Insecta; Hymenoptera; Diprionidae
Product: histone H2B-like
Exons: 1
Coding region: 1-372 (123 amino acids)
Cellular component (GO): nucleosome
Molecular function (GO): DNA binding; protein heterodimerization activity; structural constituent of chromatin
Source: RefSeq, a predicted model, not a curated record